Molecule: messenger RNA, 1897 nt
Organism: Oppia nitens
Lineage: Eukaryota; Metazoa; Arthropoda; Arachnida; Sarcoptiformes; Oppiidae
Gene: Mettl3
Product: N6-adenosine-methyltransferase catalytic subunit-like
Exons: 3
Coding region: 141-1826 (561 amino acids)
Cellular component (GO): nucleus; RNA N6-methyladenosine methyltransferase complex
Molecular function (GO): mRNA m(6)A methyltransferase activity; mRNA (2'-O-methyladenosine-N6-)-methyltransferase activity
Source: RefSeq, a predicted model, not a curated record
GCAAUGGAAACUGUAUUUACAUUUCAAACAUUUAUUUAAAGUAUUUUGACAUUUGUUUUAUCGGCAAUUUAUGUCCAAAAGAUUAACUGAUUUGCGGUCACUAUUUGCCGAAUAAGACACACCGAAAUUACUGGCCAACAAUGGACGGGUCGUCUACUGAUACGUUUCAAGAGAUUCAAGAACUGAGAAGAAAACAAAAUUCAUUGAGAGAGCGAAUGCAGAGGAGGAAGAAAGUGAGAGAAGAUAUAUUGACCGGUAGUGCCGUUUGUGGCCAAACAACACAAACCGUGACCGACAACACACCCAUCACUGACACUCCGGUGAUCGACAAAAGCAAAUGCGAACAAAUGGAGCGAAAACUGUUGCACUUCUUGUCGGACCAAACAUUAAGACUUCCCAUAGAUUCUCAUGUUUUAUAUACACAUAUUAGCAAAACUUGUGACCAAAUUGAUGAACAAAACUGUCAUCAAAUUGUCAAUGAUUUGUUACAGAAGUUUCUACUUCAAGAUAUGAUUGUAAUGUCAGAAAAUUUAAAGACCAAUAUUGAGUCGACCACAGUUGGUAUUGUCUACAGUAUUACAUCUAUAGAUCACAUAAAAUUAAUGACAUUUGCACAAGAAGUGAAUGCAAUCAAUGGUUCUGAAGAAUCUAAGACAACUAUUGAGAGCAGCGGUGAUAAUAAUGCGAUAUCAGAUGAAAGGGAUGCGAAACGGGUUAAAAUUGAUAACAAAACUGAUGAUAAUUUGUUGGAAAGUUUGUUAUCAUUGCCAACAAUAAGAGAGAAACAAAGCAAACAAAUGGGCGAAGAAAUAUUGGAUCUCUUGUCUCGUCCGACAGCCAAAGAGAGGUCUAUUGUUGAACAGUUUCGAUCAGUCGGUGGCGCUCAGGUGCAAGAGUUUUGUCAACACGGGACUAAAGAAGAAUGUAUGAAAGCUAACCAAACAUCCAGUGCCUGUUCGCGGCUUCACUUCAAGAAAAUACUUCAAAAACAUACGGAUGAGUCGUUAGGUGACUGUAGUUUUCUCAACACUUGUUUCCAUAUGGACACCUGUAAGUAUGUCCAUUAUAUGGUCGACUCUUCCACUAUCAAUAAGCACAAGAAAUUUGAUUCACAAACAACUAAUGAUCAGUCAAAUCAGUUAUUGCCAUCAAAUGUGUCUAAAAUUGAAGGCCAUUUUAAUCGUGUCUUAUUUCCUCCUCAAUGGAUCAAAUGUGAUCUUAGAUUUUUCGAUAUGAAUACUUUAGGAAAGUUUUCAGUGGUAAUGGCUGAUCCUCCUUGGGAUAUACACAUGGAAUUACCGUAUGGUACGAUGUCUGACGAUGAGAUGAGAAACUUACAGAUUCCUGCCCUACAGGAUGAGGGUAUAAUCUUUUUAUGGGUCACCGGUAGAGCUAUGGAGUUAGGCAGAGAGUGUCUAAGUUUAUGGGGUUACGAUAGAUGUGAUGAAAUAAUAUGGGUCAAGACUAACCAAUUACAACGAAUCAUCCGAACCGGCCGUACAGGUCAUUGGAUCAAUCACGGCAAAGAACAUUGUUUGGUCGGUAUAAAAGGCAAUCCUCCAGAUAUUAACCGCGGUCUUGAUUGUGAUGUUAUUGUGGCUGAAGUACGGGCCACAAGUCACAAACCCGAUGAAAUAUAUGGAAUUAUUGAGAGACUAAGUCCAGGAACGCGUAAAUUAGAGCUGUUUGGUCGCCAACACAAUACUCAACCAAAUUGGUUGACAUUAGGUAAUCAAGUGGGAGACGUCCGACUCUUUGAUCCGUUUCUCAUCAAAAGUAUGAGAGACAACUAUCCAGACAUUGCACAGUCUAUUGUCACGGAAUAACCAAAUGCUUAAAAUAUUUAAAUAUUGUAAAUAUUUGUACACUAAUACAAAAUUUUCAUUAUUGCUAUUAC